GUCGAGUGAAAAUGAAAACAUGGUGGCUUCACUGAGCAGGUUACCUGUCACGGACUGUCUGAAGCUUUGUCACAAGGUGGUGGAUGGCCUGUGUGGCCGGGAACCUCCUCGCCGGGCGGAUUACAGCGCCACCUGGAGCCUGGAGGAGUGGCUGGAGCUGCUCAGCACCCUGACUGCCUUCUUCCGUCUGGCAGUGGGGAACAACAGCUCAGAUGAAGAGGUGCUGGCUGGGCUGAGAGAUGUGGUCAGCAGUCACUCUGAGAUGUUGCUGAGUGUGGUGCGAGCCAGAGAGGAGGAGAUCCACCGUGCUCUUUUGGAUAGAACCAACUGCAUUUCCUCUACUACUCUGCAGGAUUUCGACUGGCAGCUGAAGUUGGCUCUGUCCAGUGAUAAGAUCUCAUCCCUCCACACUCCUCUGCUCAGCCUCAGUCUGGACCUGAGAGAGAACGGAGACCUCCGGCCUGUCACCAUGGAGAUGAACAGAGAGGAGCUAAACACACUCAUCACUUCACUCGAGGCUGCUAAUAAGGUGGUGCUGCAGUUGAAAUGAUCAACCGUUUGACGGAGCACUGAUCCACGACGACAGGAAGACAAGUGCAUGGAUGGUCAUGUUGUCAAAGAAAGUGUAGAUGAGACUCUGUCAGGAUUGUGUGUGUUGUAGACACAGUGACCGUGUCAUGUUGUGGUCACAUGUAUGCAGGUGAACACAUGUUUUUGGUGUGUACUGUGUUUUGUCAUGAAAAUGCUGAAGUAAAUGUUUUGGUGCUUUU
Limanda limanda (common dab) is the source of this 770-nucleotide messenger RNA. RefSeq names its product COMM domain containing 8 (gene commd8). Bases 20 to 550 code for a protein of 176 amino acids. The record is from RefSeq and is a predicted model, not a curated record. Lineage: Eukaryota; Metazoa; Chordata; Actinopteri; Pleuronectiformes; Pleuronectidae. The transcript has 5 exons.